AUGGCAGAGCCAGAAGUGCUGCCGCAGGAGAGAUACGCUGUGUGGAAGAAGAACACGCCGCUGCUGUACCGGCAGCUGCAGACGUCGUCGCUGCUGUGGCCGUCGCUGACGCUGGACUGGCUGCCGGACACGACGGCGCCGCAGAAGGGCGACACGACGUACACAGGGCACCGGCUUGUGCUGGCGACGUUCUCCGCAGGCGCCAACCCGCUGGAGUCGGUGCUGUUCACAGCGCUGAACCUCGUGGACCUGCACGCGGCGCCGUGCACCACGCUGCAGAACUACGACUACUCGCCGGCGACAGGCGAGUUCACGUACUCGCUGCCGACGCCACGGCUCGACAACACCCGGGAGCUCACCGAGCGGACGAAGGUGAACAACUCGCUGGGCCUGCUCCAGCGCAUCCCGCACCUGGGCGACGUCCACCGCGUCAAACACUGCCCGCACAACCCAGACCUCCUUGCCACGGCGUCCGACUCCGGCGCCGUGCGCAUCUUCGACAGGACCCGCAAGCCCAACAACUACAACGACUCCGACUUCCACCGGAGCGACCCCGCCUCGUGCGCCGCCGCGGUCGAGACCUCCGACAUCCUCCUCCAGUACCACACCUCCGAGACGUGGACGCUCGACUGGAACGUGCAGAAGCCCUACACGCUGGCGACCGCGUCCAACGACGGCUCGAUCGCCGUCUGGAACCUCGACGACCAGUUCAAGGCUCCGCCCAGACAGAAGUUCUCCACCCUCGACUCUAAGUUCAGGUUUUCCACCUGCACUCUAACAACGCCGCACCACAGCGUGCCGGCACACAACUACGGGGUCAACGAGGUCCGCUGGGUGCCCGAUCACGACUCGCUGUUGGUUUCUGCCGGCGAAGAUGGCUCCUGCAAGCUCUGGGACGUGCGAAGCACCUCACAAAGUCCCAGCAUCGAAUUCCCACCCCUCAUUCUCGCAGACGGUACCGACGCCCUCAACACCGUCGACGUCGAUCCCUUCCAGACGUUUAACCUCAUUUCGGGCACGGCGAGCGGCGCGGUCCGCUUCCUCGACCUUCGCAGUCCACACCAGCUCCCACACGAGGCACAUCAGACAGCCCACACGGGUCCAAUUACCUCCAGCAGACGUCUUCACAAUAUGCUCAAGGGUUCCACGAAAAAGUUUUUUAUCUUUGUCUGCAUAGUGUUGGCCAUGGUGGCCACACUCGGCAUGACGCCAGCAACGCAACGUAAGAAAGUCCUCAACCCGAUCAAAAACCUCUAUAACAAAAAGAACAGCGGCAACAGUGCUGCAAAUGCUGAGCUCGACAAUCAGAAGGACAAAUCUGAUUCUCCAAAGGUGAUUGUCGUUCCUGACAACGCCGAAAAGGCACCUCUUAAUGUCGAGGAAGACCCUGAACACCCAGCAUAUAUCUUGCCUGUUGUCGAUGCGGAAACCAAGGUCGUCGAUGAUACAGAGGACACCAGUGUUGCAAACGCAAAGGCCGAGGCCAUUUUAGACGGAGCUCCGGUUUGA
This is a messenger RNA of Pichia membranifaciens NRRL Y-2026, 1509 nucleotides long. RefSeq lists its product as hypothetical. Gene Ontology annotation, biological process: regulation of gene expression. Gene Ontology annotation, cellular component: Rpd3L-Expanded complex; nucleus; cytoplasm. Lineage: Eukaryota; Fungi; Ascomycota; Pichiomycetes; Pichiales; Pichiaceae. The record is from RefSeq and is a predicted model, not a curated record. The transcript is spliced from 3 exons. Gene Ontology annotation, molecular function: histone binding. Bases 1 to 1509 code for a protein of 502 amino acids.